Molecule: messenger RNA, 1776 nt
Organism: Linnemannia hyalina
Lineage: Eukaryota; Fungi; Mortierellomycota; Mortierellomycetes; Mortierellales; Mortierellaceae
Source: the annotation of a GenBank genome assembly
AUGGAUGAAGACUCCCCCUUCCUCGCCAUUUCUAGUCGCAAUGGAGCCUCAACCCCAACCAACAACACCAACUCUAACCUCGACUUGAGCUCAUUCAACAACCAGCACAACAAUGGUGCCCUCCUCGGAGAUGCCCAGCUAAGAGACCGACUCCAUUACAGACGCAGCUCAUUCACCCCUAUCUUCGACCGCGAUGACUCUGGAAUCUAUGAAGGAACAGCAGAAAAGUACAUUAACGACCCCAUUCACGGUCACGUCUUGCUGGAUGCCGACACACUUAGCUGCAUCGAUACACCCCAGUUCCAAAGACUCCGCGAUCUCACACAGCUGGGCUCUGCAUAUUACGUUUUCCCUGGAGCAACCCACAAACGCUUUGAGCACUCCAUAGGUACUUGCCAUCUUGCGGGAGAGUUAGUCGAGAGGUUCAGGGAUACACAACCAGAGCUGGAAAUCAGUGCGAGUGACGUCAAGUGUGUCAAGCUGGCGGGAUUAUGCCAUGACCUAGGUCAUGGUCCGUUCAGUCACGUCUUCGACAACGAAUUCAUUCCCCGCGCUAUACCCGGAUCGAACUGGACACAUGAACAGGGCUCCGAGAUGAUGCUAGAGUACCUGGUGGACGACAAUAAUGUCGAUCUCGACCGAGAGGAGAUCAACUUUAUCAAAGACCUUAUCAUGGGCGAGCGUCGAGGCAACAGCCAGCGUCAUGGAUUCUUGUUCGACAUUGUUUCCAACAAGCGCAACUCCCUGGACGUGGACAAGUACGAUUAUCUGCAGAGGGAUUGCUACAACGUCGGGAUCAAGUCUUCGAUCGACUGUUCACGGCUCAUGAAGAUGUCGAGGGUGAUUGACGACCAGAUCUGCUGGCACCACAAGGAGGUCUAUAAUCUGUACGAGCUGUACCACACCCGGUUCAGUCUGUUCAAGCGAGUCUACACACACAGGGUCGGCAAGGCGAUCGAGUACAUGUUGACGGACGUACUUUUGGCAGCAGACAGCGUCAUGGGUAUCUCUCAGGCGAUUUUCCAUGGAGACCAGUAUCUCCACUUGACCGAUGACAUCAUUCGUCAGAUCGAGCGGUCGAGCGAACCUGGCUUGGAGGAUUCGAAGGCGAUCUUGAAGCGGAUCCGGACGCGCAACCUGUACAAGUUUGUCGAUGAGCUUUUGAUUCCUCGCGAGAAGCUCGGCAUUUUGACAAAGGAGAACAUCAACUCUGCAGAGAUCGUUUCUUGCCAAGGAACGAACGACCACUUGCAGCAGGAUGACGUAAUCGUUGAGUUCCUGAAGAACAACUAUGCAAUGAAGGACCAGAACCCCGUCGACGGCAUCAAGUUCUUCUCCAAGACCAACCACUCUGCGUCGUAUCACAUUCCCAAGGAAAAGGUGUCAAGUUUGAUUCCAAGCGAGUUCCAGGAGAACAUCAUCCGUGUAUUUUCAAGAGAUCCGACAAAGGUCCGGGCAGUCCACAAGGCGUUCCGUCGGUUGAUGUCGAGAUUCUAUAGGACAAGUGACGGAUCGAGUAACUUACCACCUUCGUCGACGUCUCCCUAUUAUAAUUCUCUGAAUACAACACCUGAGAGGGCCAAUGCGUAUGCGGCGUCGUGGAUGCAGCAACAGAGCAGGCAGUCGUCGCCGACUCGGCAUGUUGGGGGUAGCUCGGGCGGUAGUGGAAAGCGGCGCGACCGGAGCCCGAGUCCCUUGUCUAGUCGACGUGUUCGGUCGAGCGGUGGGCUGAAGUCUUUGGGUGAUGGCGUGAUGGAUAUCUCUGACAAUGAGUGA